Girardinichthys multiradiatus is the source of this 1252-nucleotide messenger RNA. RefSeq names its product erythroblast NAD(P)(+)--arginine ADP-ribosyltransferase-like. Lineage: Eukaryota; Metazoa; Chordata; Actinopteri; Cyprinodontiformes; Goodeidae. The record is from RefSeq and is a predicted model, not a curated record. The transcript is spliced from 3 exons. Bases 199 to 1038 code for a protein of 279 amino acids. Gene Ontology annotation, molecular function: NAD+-protein-arginine ADP-ribosyltransferase activity; NAD+ poly-ADP-ribosyltransferase activity.
UUCAUCAAAUGAAACAUUUGUAAGCCUUCUCUUUAAAAUUUAUAUUCACUUUUAUUUUGACCUUUAUCUUUAUUUUACUUUUUUCUAAUCAAUCUGCUGGUUAUUUAAUUGAUCUACAGAAAAGACAGAACAUUUUUAUAAUUUCUUUUCAUCUUGUUCCUCAUCUCCACAGAAGCUCUUCCUAAAACUCAGGACUAAAUGCUAAAGUUAGCAAUGAUGACCAUGUGGACAUCCCUGCUUUUGGUGUUUGGAGCUUCCAUUUCUAUUGCAACGAAGUAUAGAUCUGGGGUUGAUCCUCUCAUCCCACUGGACAUGGCUCCAAAGUCUGUUGAUGACAUGUAUGAAGGAUGUGCAGACAAGAUGGCGAUCAGAGUCAAGACUGAGUUUCUAGGGAAUGAGAAAAAGAUAAACAAAAAUUUUGCACUAGCUUGGAAAGAAGCAGAGAAACGGUACAAGAAACAGAAGCCCAAACAUGGAAAGAAGCCUCCCACAACCCUGGAGAACGAACAGAAGAUGGCCAUAUAUGCCUAUACUCUGGACAAACCGGAAAUAUAUGCUGAAUUCAACAAUGCAGUCCGAACACAGAGAGAUCAGUACAAAGGCACAUUUCAAUAUCACUCACUGCACUUCUUCCUCACAGGCGCUCUUAAAUUUCUCAACUCUCGCAAACCUAAGACAGAAAGAUGCCUUACUGGUUACCGGAGAGUCAACAAAAAAUACAACCUAGGCGUUCUCAGCAAAGAAGUUCGCUUUGGCGCUUUCACCUCCAGCUCGAUGGGGGAGUACCCCAGAAAUGAAACAUUUGGCCAUGAAACAUGCUUCGAGAUUUACACCUGUUUAGGAGCAGACAUCUCACUGUACUCAAAGUUUGGAGAAUCAGAAAGAGAAGUCCUGAUUCCUCCUUAUGAAAUAUUUAAAAUUACAGACAUAAAGAAGAGAUCUGAGGACAAGAACCUUCCAUGUGAGGUUGUUUUGAAACUAAAGAGCACAGAAAAAGCUCUUUCGAACUUAAACUGUGCAUUUUUCCUUGAUAACUGAUCCAAUGAAUCUACAUAUGUCAAAUUUUAGUGAAACAUGCACAAAGAACAACCAUAACAUUAGAUUUCUUUUGAGAUUGAUUUUAAUAUGAACUAUUGAGAUUUAUCUAGCAAGGUGGCGCAGUUGGUAGCACUGUUGCAUUGCAGCAAGAAGGUCCUGUGUUCGAUUCCCGGCCGGGGGUCUUUCUGCAUGGGGUUUGCAUGUUCUCCCCAUG